Dictyostelium purpureum is the source of this 450-nucleotide messenger RNA. RefSeq lists its product as uncharacterized. The coding region runs from base 1 to 450 and encodes 149 amino acids. The transcript has a single exon. Lineage: Eukaryota; Evosea; Eumycetozoa; Dictyosteliales; Dictyosteliaceae. The record is from RefSeq and is a predicted model, not a curated record.
AUGAAAAUUUUAUUUUUAAUAAUAGUAUUAUUUACCUUUUAUAAUAAUGCUACAAGUUUUAGAUGGUUCGACUGUAGUGAUGGAAGAGGACUAUUAUCAAUAGGAAAUAUUACCGCCAUAACAGAUAGUCACGGAACAAGCCACUAUAAUAUAGAGGGAUAUUUAAAUAAAGAAAUAAAUAACGGUAGCAUUCAAAUAGAUACUUAUAAUAUGGGCACAAACCAACCAAAUUACUAUGAUGAAAUAAAAGAUUUUUGCAAUGUAUUUACAAAUUGUCCAUAUAAAGCUGGCUCAUUUUCAGAAUCAAUAUCUUUUAAUAUGAAUAAUAAUAAUAAAAAUAAUAAUAAUAAUAAUAAUAAUAAUAAUUUAUUUUUUACAACUUUUUUAGCAAUAGACGAAAUAGAUAUUAAAACACUUCAUCCAAUUUUUUGCUUUACUAUAUUUAAUUAA